Messenger RNA from Falco peregrinus (peregrine falcon), 3709 nucleotides. RefSeq names its product syntaxin 11 (gene STX11). Gene Ontology annotation, cellular component: presynaptic active zone membrane; SNARE complex; synaptic vesicle. Lineage: Eukaryota; Metazoa; Chordata; Aves; Falconiformes; Falconidae. The transcript is spliced from 4 exons. Gene Ontology annotation, molecular function: SNAP receptor activity; SNARE binding. Gene Ontology annotation, biological process: synaptic vesicle fusion to presynaptic active zone membrane; exocytosis; intracellular protein transport. The coding region runs from base 603 to 1502 and encodes 299 amino acids. The record is from RefSeq and is a predicted model, not a curated record.
CGGGACCGGGACCUCCGCGGGGACUAGCGCUUGCCUCGACGGCGGGGGCGCCGCGGCGGCAGCGGCACCGCGGGGAGCAGCGCCGGGGAGCAGCCGGGCCGGGGCCGGCCGGGCCGUUCUGCCCUGCCCGGGGCCUUUCAUAGCCUUUAUGGUAGGAAAGGAAACAGGGGAGACUUGGAGAUUCUGACGACUGCAGAAAUAGCCGGCAAAGAAUGGAGCCAUCCCUACUUCUCUGAAUGCGUUGGCUUGUAAUAAGUAACUUGUUCUGGUGCAAAUGGAGAAGCUGACACUUCAGGCAAGCUUUUGGGAAAAAAAACCCUGCUCUGAGACAUUUGCAACUGCAUACACUUCUCACUAGGAUGACUGAAAGUAUAAAGGAGGUAUUCUGCUGCACUGUAUGAAGAUAAGGAUAAGCAUCUUGAAAACAUGAAGAUGAAGUGGGAAGCAGGCUAGGUGAUGCACUUUAGAAACAGAAAAAGACAGGAGUCAGGGAGAAUGAAAGAAGAUGUCAAAAAGACCCUGAAAUUGCAGGACUCUGAAGUCAGGCUUGAAGUGGUGGCAUCCACGGGUACAGGUUCUCAAUGCAGAGUUAAAAGUUCCUAAUGUUGACCACCUGGAAUGUAAGUUUUGGCAGGAUGAAAGACCGUCUAAAUGAGCUACGUGAAUUUGCCAGGUUACACAACCAACAGUUUUCUGAUAGUGAGGAUGGUGAAAAUUCACCCCACGAUGUUCUCCUUUAUGAGACUGAUUAUGCCUUGGAAAUUCUUCACAAAGACAUAGAGAACAUCCGGACAGAAAAUGACCUCCUAAAAGAGGAUGUCAAGCGGCUCAGAAAGCAAAACAGCCGCUUCCUUACUUCCAUGCGCCGUCUUAGUAGCAUCAAACGAGAUACUAAUUGUAUUGCCAGAGACAUCAAGGCCCGUGGAGAAAGCAUCCACAGGAAACUCCAGAUAAUGAGAGAUUUCAGUGAAGAUGCAAUAACAAAAUACGGGGCUAUGUCUGCCAUCGCCAGGGUAGCGAAGAACCACUACGUUGACCUCAUGCACGCAUUUCAGGAAGCUAUGUUUGAAUACAAUGCCGCAGAGAUGGACCAACGGGAGAACUGCAAGAUUCGCAUUCAGAGGCAGCUAGAGAUCAUGGGCAAAGAUGUUUCUGGCAACCAGAUUGAGGAGAUGAUUGAGCAAGGCAAGUGGGAUGUAUUCUCUGAGAAUCUCUUGUCAGAUGUUAAGGGGGCUCGCUCAGCCUUGAAUGAGAUAGAAACACGUCAUAAGGAGCUAGUGAAGUUAGAAGGUCGCAUUAAGGAAGUUCAUGAGCUUUUUCUGCAGGUGGCCCUGCUAGUGGAGGAACAGGCGGACACCUUUGAUGUCAUUGAAAUAAAUAUGCAAAAUGUCGAAGACUAUGUAGGAGAAGCUAAAGAGCAAGUGAAGAAAGCUUUGGAAUACAGAAGGAAACACCCCCUCAGAACAAUCCUCUGUUGCUGCUUAUCCUGUUGCAGAAGGUGACUAUCCCACUGAAGCUGUCACAGACAGACUCGAAUGUCUUCAGAAUCAGGCGUUCUUUCCAGUGACUUCUCUGUAACGACAACCCCUAUAAAUGGGGGGGGCUGUUCUGCAGUUGGUUUUGUUCAUUGCCUUUUUCCUAAAUGUGUUGAAGGCUGUUCUAUUUGAGUGAUCCUAGAAAUGCUGAUAAAACUAUUUUUCAUCUAUUUUUAAUUGAAAUGUAUCUGUUGUUGUAACUAGAGGUGUAAUAAGAUCUCUGUAGUGAUACUUGUUUCAGGUAGGCAAAAAAGAGGAAUGAAUGAUGGGCUCUCAUAACAGCCUAGGGAAGAUGAGAAAUUUCAAGAAGUAACUUUAUUCUUAUUUGUCAAAGUGAGGCUGCAGCCCUGCCACCUGGGGUGGCACAAUACACCACAGAAUCAGGAGGUUUCAAUUUUAACUAGUUUGGAGCCGGCUUAAUGUAAAUACUUGAACAGAUUUUUGCUCUGUUCAUUUGACAAAAUACUGAGCCUGUUAGCAGGAGCAGGACACAGAACUAGUUUCUAUUUCAACUUGAUUUCCACCUGUCAUGAGUCUUUACAGACAUAUCUGCACCUUAAAUGAUAAAAUGCACGUUUUGCUCCAUUUGUGUGCAAGGAAUUGCUUUUCUCCAUUUUGAGUACCUGCAACUUUGUCAAGGUGACUAGAAGCACUGCAACGCUGAGGCAUCUCACUGACUUUUAACUUGGGCCACUGUCUGUACUCUCAAUUUCAAAACUGCCAUGAUUUCAUGCUUCUAAUACAUUUUCCUGUCAAUUAACACUUUAGCCAGAAGAGAUGCAUGCAGUGGCCUUCUGCAGAAGCACCCAUAAGAAGACAACAGUUGGGGGGUCAAGAAAGCAUUUUAGUCUCCUGUGCUGGCACAUACACACAAGCAGUUUUAGUGGCAGGAUUAAUUAUCUUGUCAGUAGACUUUUUAUGUUUUUGUAAGCAUUGAUUGAACAUGGAUUUUUUAAUAUCUAUGUUAAAUAACAUGAAGGUUUGAAUAUAUUAAUAUGCCAUUUUACUGGUGUACAAACCCUACAACUUUUCUCCCAUUAUUAUGAAAUCCCCACCUGGGAAAGAAAACAGACCUAUUUCUUUAGUACACCUGAAGAAGAAAGAAAACAAUAUGUGAAUGUCAUUUCAGUGUUCUUUUCAAGCUGAAAAGUAAUCUCUCCUUAUGUGUAAGGGGAAUCUGCCCACAGUAGGUUUGGAAUAUGAGGAGGGAACAGAAAAUUUGCAGCCCUGGAAACCACCGAGUGUUGUUGGUGAAACACGAAUUCAUAAGGUCUGGUGAGUGAUUCUGGAGGUUUUCCAGCUAUAGUAUUUCUAGGUGGCUUCCUGAUACACUGUGACCUAUUGAUAUUCUUUGAAUUAAUGCAGGACAUUUUUUCAGAAGUUAGUGACUUUUUUUAAUGUCUGGUCCUAUUUGUACCUAUUUAAAUAAAUAUAUUUAAACAUUUCAAGUAUUUCGUAUGUGGGAGUUUUCCUCAGGAGAUGCACAUGGACAUCUUCCUGCACCGAUCACAAUGAAAUUUUUCCCUUCUGAUCUUUUGCACACUAAUUUUAUACGUGAAAAAGCACCCCAACAUUUCUUACUAUUUAUAUUGAUAUAACAAAACAGCAAAAUACACUCAACUUCCAAGCUUUCAUACCCUAGUGGGAAAUGCUUCUUAGCCAGACAGACAGGAUUUUUACACAAUAGAACCUAAAUGGAUAACUUUUCUCAGAAAGUGAAAGUCUCUUUUGCUGAAGCACCUGUCUGUGAUAACACGGAAGAGUGAGGAACAAUAAUCUUCUAAACUAGAAGAUAUUUUGAUAUUCUGUGAUGAUACCAGUAUUACGCUUGCCUGAGGACGUCUCCAACAACCCAACAACUUCAAACCUGAAGUGGGAGAAAGGAGGGUGUUGAGCUGGCACCAUUACUAGAGCUUCGGUGCUACUCAAGAAGACAGAUCUGUAGGUACUGCCAUUCAAGUCAACAGAACUGUGCAUUUGUAGAGAAAUACCCUCAACCUCCGAGGGUCAGCAUGUGGGCGUUAAUUAGUGAAGAAUUAGAUAUGUAUUUAAUUUUGUCUGCAUAUUCUUAGCACUCACCAAUGCUUUUAGUUAAAAUGCGUACAUUUUUUUUGUUGGUUUCUUUUUUGCACAUAUGUAUGUCUACAAAUGGAAUAAAAGAUUUAAUAAGAAAA